Saimiri boliviensis boliviensis (Bolivian squirrel monkey) is the source of this 3149-nucleotide messenger RNA. RefSeq names its product eukaryotic elongation factor 2 kinase (gene EEF2K). Gene Ontology annotation, molecular function: elongation factor-2 kinase activity; calmodulin binding; calcium ion binding. Lineage: Eukaryota; Metazoa; Chordata; Mammalia; Primates; Cebidae. Gene Ontology annotation, biological process: protein phosphorylation; myosin II filament disassembly; response to differentiation-inducing factor 1. The record is from RefSeq and is a predicted model, not a curated record.
CCGCCGGGCCAGCCCCGCCCCUGCCCGCCCGCUUCGGCUCAACCUCGCCAGGAGCCACAGCUGCAGCUUCAGGUCCGCUCCUGCCGGGAUCGAGCGCCCGCACUCCCGGCGCUGCAAACACCCAAGUCCCGCUCGCUGCCGCCUGCACUCGAAUCCCUGGCACGCGCCUCUCGCAUCCCGGGAUCGUCCCAGCGGCUGCCAAGCGCUCCCCGGGAUCUCUCCGGCUGCCCAGAGAGCCCAGGGAUCGGCCCAUCUGCCCCGCGCGGCCCCAGCUGCGUCCUCGGAGCGCCAGCCCGCGCGCCCCGCUCUCCGCUCCCCGGCACUCUCGGGGGGCCCGCCCGCCCUGCACCCUGGAGCGCCGGGCCGCGAGCCUCUGCCAACUCUUCUGGAUCCUCGCGGCCGUGGGCAGCGGCUGCCGCGCCUGUCUGCCGGAGGGAGGACCUUUGCCUCUACAUUUACCCAGUAACUCUGGCUGUGCCAGGUACCCCUUGGGUAAAACGGGCACCCCAGAAACAUGGCAGACGAAGAUCUCAUCUUCCGCCUGGAAGGUGUUGAUGGUGGCCAGUCCCCCCGAGCUGGCCAUGACGGUGAUUCUGAUGGGGACAGCGAUGAUGAGGAAGGUUACUUCAUCUGCCCCAUCACCGAUGACCCAAGGUCAAACCAGAAUGUCAAUUCCAAGGUUAAUAAGUACUGCAGCAACCUAACGAAAAGUGAGCGGUAUGGCUCCAGCGGAUCCCCGGCAAACUCCUUCCACGUCAAGGAAGCCUGGAAGCACGCGAUCGAGAAGGCCAAGCACAUGCCGGACCCCUGGGCUGAAUUCCACCUCGAAGACAUUGCCACCGAACGUGCUACGCGACACAGGUACAACGCAGUCACCGGGGAAUGGGUGGACGAUGAAGUUCUGAUCAAGAUGGCGUCUCAGCCCUUCGGCCGAGGAGCGAUGAGGGAGUGCUUCCGGACGAAGAAGCUCUCCAACUUCCUGCACGCCCAGCAGUGGAAGGGAGCCUCCAACUACGUGGCGAAACGCUACAUCGAGCCUGUGGACCGGGAUGUGUACUUUGAGGACGUGCGUCUACAGAUGGAGGCCAAGCUCUGGGGGGAGGAGUAUAAUCGGCACAAGCCCCCCAAGCAGGUGGACAUCAUGCAGAUGUGCAUCCUUGAGCUGAAGGACAGACCGGGCCAGCCCCUCUUCCACCUGGAGCACUACAUCGAGGGCAAGUACAUCAAGUAUAAUUCCAACUCAGGUUUUGUCCGUGACGACAACAUCCGCCUGACGCCGCAGGCCUUCAGCCACUUCACAUUUGAGCGUUCCGGCCAUCAGCUGAUAGUGGUGGACAUCCAGGGAGUUGGGGAUCUCUACACUGACCCACAGAUCCACACGGAGACGGGCACUGACUUUGGAGACGGCAACCUAGGUGUCCGCGGGAUGGCGCUCUUCUUCUACUCUCAUGCCUGCAACCGGAUUUGUGAGAGCAUGGGCCUCGCUCCCUUUGACCUCUCACCCAGGGAGAGGGACGCGGUGAAUCAGAACACCAAGCUGCUGCAAUCAGCCAAGACCAUCUUGAGAGGAACAGAGGAAAAAUGUGGGAGCCCGCGAGUAAGGACCUUCUCUGGGAGCCGGCCCCCCCUGCUCCGUCCCCUUUCAGAGAACUCUGGAGAUGAGAACAUGAGCGACAUGACCUUUGACUCCCUCCCGUCUUCUCCAUCUUCGGCCACACCACACAGCCAGAAGCUGGAGCACCUCCAUUGGCCGGUGUUCAGUGACCUCGAUAACAUGGUGUCCAGGGACCCUGAUCAUCUAGACAACCACCGGGACUCUGAGAACAGUGGGGACAGUGGAUACCCUAGUGAGAAGCGGGGUGACCUGGAUGAUCCUGAGCCACGAGAACAUGGCCACUCCAACGGUAAUCGGAAGUACGAGUCCGACGAAGACAGCCUGGGCAGCUCCGGACGGGUCUGUGUAGAGAAGUGGAAUCUCCUCAACUCCUCCCGCCUCCACCUGCCGAGGGCUUCGGCCGUGGCCCUGGAAGUGCAAAGGCUUAAUGCUCUGGACCUCGAAAAGAAAAUCGGGAAGUCCAUUUUGGGGAAGGUCCAUCUGGCCAUGGUGCGCUACCACGAGGGCGGGCGCUUCUGCAAGAAGGGCGAGGAGUGGGACCAGGAGUCGGCUGUCUUCCAUCUGGAACACGCUGCCGACCUGGGCGAGCUGGAGGCCAUCGUGGGUCUGGGACUCAUGUACUCGCAGCUGCCCCAUCACAUUCUAGCUGACGUCUCUCUGAAGGAGACGGAAGAGAACAAAACCAAAGGAUUUGAUUACUUACUGAAAGCCGCUGAAGCCGGCGACAGGCAGUCCAUGAUCCUAGUGGCUCGAGCUUUUGACACUGGCCAGAACCUCAGCCCAGACAGGUGCCAAGACUGGCUGGAGGCCCUGCACUGGUACAACACUGCGCUGGAAAUGACGGACUGUGAUGAGGGCGGUGAGUACGAUGGAAUGCAAGAUGAGCCCCGGUACAUGCUGCUGGCCAGGGAGGCCGAGAUGCUGUUCAUGGGAGGCUACAGGCUGAAGAAGGACCCGCAGAGAUCAGGGGACUUGUAUACCCAGGCAGCAGAAGCAGCGAUGGAAGCCAUGAAGGGCCGGCUGGCCAACCAGUACUACCAAAAGGCGGAAGAGGCCUGGGCCCAGAUGGAGGAAUAAUCAGGAAAAUCACUGCGGGCUACUCCCAAGCAAAAGGGCUAGGAGGAAAAGAAAAAAGAAAAAAAGAAAAGCAGUUAUUUAGUUUGGGGAGGGGAAGCAUUUUUACUGUGUUGUAAAUCAAAUUUUCUUUUUCAUUUUUUGACUCUUGAAAAUGUCUUUGCUACUUGGCUGCUACCAGCAGAGACUCUCUAGCUGUCUCUCAGGGCAGUAUUUUGGGGAAGUGGGACUCGAAAAGGCAGCCUAAUGAACCAAUGUACCGUCAUGUGGUUCUUUUUUUUUUUUUUUUUUUGAGAGGGAGCCUCCCGCUGUCACUCAAGCUGGAAUGCAAUGGCGCAAUCGCAGCUCACUGCAACCUCGCCUCCCAGGUUCCAUCGAUUCUACUGCCUCAGGCUCCCACUACCCCACCCAGCUAAUUUUUGUGUUUUCAGUAGAGAUGGGGUUUCACCAUGUUGGCCAG